AUGUCUGCUGUCAACCGCGGUCUCCGCCAGGCGUCCAAGCAAGUGCGCCUAUCCCAGCGUGUUAGCAACCUCAGCUGCACCAGAUCCUCCGCCGGUCUCCAGUCUGCCUUCAGACUCCAAAACUCUUCCUCCACUUCCACCUCUGCUCUCCCCAACACCCGCACCAGCAGCUUCUCUACCAUGGCUUCCCUCCAGUCUGCCGCCCCCGGCGUCACGCCCAUGCCCGCCCACCACAAGGGCUAUGACCCCGAGAUCACCGACAUUGCCGACUAUGUCCUCAACAAGAACAUUGACUCUGACCUUGCUUUCGACACUGCCAGAUGGGUCUUCCUUGACACUCUCGGCUGCGGUCUUGAGGGCCUCCGCUUCAAGGAGUGCACCAAGCUCCUUGGUCCUACCGUCCCAGGCACCGUUGUCCCCAACGGCCCCAAGGUCCCCGGUACCCCCUACCAGCUCGACCCCAUCAAUGCCGCCUUCAACAUUGGCGCCAUGAUCCGCUGGCUCGACUACAACGACUGCUGGCUCGCUGCCGAGUGGGGCCACCCCUCUGACAACCUUGGCGCCAUCCUCGCCGUCGCCGACUGGAUCACCCGCACCAACAAGGCCGGCGGCAACCUCGCCAACGGCAAGCAGUUCACCGUCCGCGAUGUUCUCGAGGGCAUGAUCAAGGCCCACGAGAUCCAGGGCUGCCUCGCUCUCCUCAACUCGUACAACAAGGUCGGUCUCGACCACGUCGUCCUCGUCAAGGUCGCCUCCACCGCCGUCGUCUCCAAGAUGCUCGGCCUCAACGAGAAGCAGACCGCCGACGCCAUCACCCAGGCCUGGGUUGACGGCCAGUCCCUCCGCACCUACCGCCACUCCCCCAACACCAUGUCCCGCAAGUCGUGGGCUGCCGGUGACGCCUGCCAGCGCGCCGUCAACCUGGCCCUCAAGGUCCUCAAGGGCGAGCCCGGUGUCCCCACCGUCCUCUCCGCUCCCGUCUGGGGCUUCUACGACGUCCUCUUCAAGGGCAAGAAGUUCGAGUUCCAGCGCCCCUACGGCAGCUACGUCAUGGAGAACGUUCUCUUCAAGGUCUCCUACCCUGCCGAGUUCCACUCGCAGACCGCCGUCGAGGCCUCUGAGAAGAUCCACGCCCAGCUCAAGGCCAUGGGCAAGACCGCCGCCGACAUCAAGGAGGUGACCAUCCGCACCCACGAGGCCUGCAUCCGCAUCAUCGACAAGCAGUUCAAGCCCAUGGACAACUUUGCCGACCGCGACCACUGCAUCCAGUACAUGUGCUCCGUCAUGCUGACUUUCGGUCGCCUGACCGCCGGCGACUACACGGACGGUUCCGAGGCCGCCACCUCUGAGCUCGUCGAGUCCCUCCGCAAGAAGAUCAAGUGCGUCGAGGACCCCCAGUUCACCGCUGACUACCACGACCCGGCCCUCCGUACCAUCUCCAACGGUCUCACCGUCGAGCUCAACGACGGCACCUUCCUCGAUGAGGUCGUUGUCGAGGCUCCCCUCGGCCACCGUCUCCGUCGCGAGGAGGCCAAGCCCCACAUCCUCGCCAAGUACAAGCGUCACUUGGAGCCCCACUUCAGCGCCGACAAGGUCGAGAAGCUCGUCGCUCUUGGCCAGAACCCCAAGGAGCUCGAGGCCAUGUCCGUUGAUGAGUAUGUUGACCUUUAUGUCAACGAGAAGAGCGAGUUUGUCCAGUAA
Sordaria macrospora k-hell is the source of this 1701-nucleotide messenger RNA. RefSeq lists its product as uncharacterized. Gene Ontology annotation, cellular component: mitochondrion. Gene Ontology annotation, molecular function: 2-methylcitrate dehydratase activity; 2 iron, 2 sulfur cluster binding. Lineage: Eukaryota; Fungi; Ascomycota; Sordariomycetes; Sordariales; Sordariaceae. The record is from RefSeq and is a predicted model, not a curated record.